AUGUAUCGGCUCAGGGGAAAGUUUCUCCCUCGAAUGAUGGACAAGUUCCUCUAUGAUCGUUUGAUUCCGUUCCAAGAUGCCUUUCGCUUCGAAUGUAUGCCAAAUAAGCUCACUGGAUCCACGGAGAAGGUCUUCGAAUUCACAGAAAAAAUGAAGGACAAGAUUGAAACUGCUACGGGGAGAAAAACAGACGCUAGAGUGAUUGAAAUGGGAAAUAAGCUCACAGCAAACGAUCUUAGAAAAAUCGCCCAGAAAGGGUCCGUCCUCAAACGCUUGGAUACACGAGGUAAUGUUGAUAAUCUGAAUGCGUUGGCUGUCGGAGUCAAAGUCGUAGAAAUGAGGCUGACUUUCGGUUACUGGAAUCGAAUACAGUUCCUGAAACGAUGCUACUCGUAUCUUUUCCGACCAGGGACGAUCUUUCACAAUCAGCUGACAAAACGAGAGCAGCGCGUUUUCACAGAUAUGUUCGCGAAAGGUCAAGAGAAAAUCGCCCUUCAUGAUCUCAUCCGAUUGUAUGAUAAUUGCUGGGUUUUGCUCGAAGAAAAACAUGUCGGGCUCAAUUCAAGUGGCGAAAAAACGCUGUUUAGCCCUAUUGAAGGAAUGAAGGUUAAACUUGUGAACUUGUCGGCUGUUGUCGACAAAUACAUUGUCCCCGAAAUGGACACCGUCCAAAACAACCCCGUUUGGACAAACGUCAAGAAAGGCGACCCGUUUUACGUGUUUUACGAGUUUCCCCGCGCCUUGAUCCAGAUUUUUGUUUGUUCCGUCUUCUGGAUCAUACUUUUUUCUGGCAUUCGAAAUGAGGUUAAUUACGCAGAAGACUUCGAGAAGGAUCUUCAGAGCCAGCUUGCGAUUGAAUUGAGCGAGUACGACACGCCCUGGUGGAAUCAUGAUGAAAGUAGUGAAACGGGGCUUACUGAAGGUAGACUUUUGCAAGCAAGAACGAUAGCGAAGAGAAAAGCGAUCGAGUCAUUAGCGCUGCGUUUCGCCUUAUACCAGAAAAACGAUGCGGACUUAGGUCUUAUGUCGCAGGACAUAAAAUAUGUCGACGAUGAGUAUUUGUUUACAGCUGGAAAGAAAAUACUCGACAUAAACUCGCAAUACUUCGGUGCUUCUGUUCGUAACGUCAAGCUAACCAGCCACAAGUUCAUCCACUACCCAGACAGAGUUAUUCUCAAGUUUGGCAGAACAACGACGUCAGUUAAUCCCGAUGAUCCAAGCACUUAUUGUUUCGAGAAAAAUUUCAAUCGAAUGAGUGAGUUGGACGAAGUCGUCAAUCAUGCUGAAAAAGAAGGGCUGUUUGGACCUGAAGAAAGACAGGUCGAACAAGAGUUUCCAAACCGCCCGUACGUAUCGUUGAGAGAUGCGAUACAAGCAAGCGACUACGAAGCCGUCAUGCCCUUUUUGAAAAGCGACCGUUUCAGCGUAGCAGAUCGUGGUGAUCACAGUAGAACAUAUUUGCACGAAGUUUCUCUGUCGAAGAUGACUUCCAGUCAGAUGUGUUCAGUAGCAAGGGAAUUGAUUAACAAAGGCGUCAGUGUAAAUGCGACUGAUGACCGUCGAGAAACGCCGCUACAUUAUGCAGCAAAAUACGGACAACAUGGGUUGGCUGAAAUUCUCGUUAGCAAUGGAGCUGACUCGUCAUCUUCCUUCAACAUUGAGAAUAAAUUGCCAUGGUUUUACAGCGAUUUGCUCAGCCCCGAGAGCAAAGAAAAGAUGGCGAACAUUAUGAGCGAAGGAUUGCGAUCCAUGCUGAGCAAUGUUCGCUUAUCUGACGAUCGAGAUAGAGACCGAAGCCACCACAAUCAUCACGAUUCUCCAAUCAAUUGGGGUCAACCCAUGAUGAACCACACGAACAACCGGAGCAACUAUGAACCGCACCAUAGAAACAGAGAGGAUUUCAUGCCGAAUAUAGAAAGAAACAUGGACUUUGAAGAACGCCGAAGCAGCUGCUGGACAUUCCCCAGCACCUCUAGAUGGGAACCCGAUGAGAAGGCAUCCUCCUUUUGGCCCGACCCUCAGUCAUUUACUAACUUCAACGAAUCCCAAAUUGCCCCGAUCGGGCCUCCUAAGGAUGGAGGAUCAUCUGGAUCACGGAUGAUCAAACCGAUCGGCUCCGAACUGAGCCGCGCUACAACAAAUCAAUUUCCCGAUCAUCCCUCGGAUGAUUCAGAUACUUACGACUAUGAAAAUCUCAAUAAACUUCGAGAUUUUCCCGAUUUCAACACGAGCACUGAUAAUAUUUGGCCAGAAAAAACUAACCAAAAAGAUUUGAAAUUCGAAGAGCCCUCAGCAGCAGCAGCAGCUGAGGAGAAGCCAGUACCCAAGAAAGAAGAGACAGCAACGCACAAAAUCAGCGUCAGCAAACAAUCUGGAGUCUUUAUGCGUGCGUUGGAAGACACGCGAGCGGAUGCCGACCGCUUGGAUGCCACUCGUAAACUACGAAUCGGUGGCAAUUCCAAAAUGGACGAGAUGAUGCCCAAAGAAACAUCAUCGAUUCGAGACGAUGAGCGACAAAAGGAGCGCUUCCGAAAGCUCUGCGAGCAAUAUCGCGGGAAGUACCAGCGACUUGACUCGAUCAGAGAUCUCAGGGAAAAAGCGAAUGCUGUCUUACAUUUCAGCGCAGCCGUAUCGGCGGCGCACGUGAGUGCCGUUGCCGCGGUUUUGGACUGUAAUCCAGCCUUGGAUAUCAAAAACAAGCAGAAUAUGACGGCAUGGGCGCUUGCGCAGACCAAGAGAGGUAGUGGAAACGUAGAUGUGGUCCGAAAUAUGCUUGUGAAAGCCUGGAGAGGAUUCAAAGCCAGACGAGAUGGACGUGAGCCGGACGUGCGCUCACUCGACGAUAGGCAGGUGGUACUGAAAGUCCACCUAUCGAUGGUCUGCAUCCUGGUGGAGCCCGAAAAAAGUCUCAUUUCCGCGGCCAAUUGUGGAGCUCAAGAUCAAAUCCGACAGCUCCUUUCCGAUUCUGAGAUCGAUGUCAACGAGCAGAGUACAAAGGGAUACUCGGCUUUGCAUUGCGCCGCGAGUCAGGGGAAAAUUGGCAUUGUGAGGAUGUUACUCAACGCGGGCGCUAAUCCCGAUCUACAAACGCGUGACGGUUGUACCCCGCUCAUCCUCACCGGCAUCAACACACGAGCGUGGCCCGAAGUGGCCGAUGCGCUUCUCAAAUCGGGCGCCAAUCCUAAUCUCAAAGACGCUAAUGGCAACACUGCGUUGCACCAUGCAGCGAGAAACGUUCACGUUCGUCUUGUGCAGCUUCUCUGCACACGAGGAGCUGAUGUUUCCAUCAGAAACAAGCAAGGAAUUCAAGCUCGUGGAGUGAAGCCGUGGGAUGGCAAACGCUCAUGGAACUCCCAGGAGCGAUGGAAUCAAGAAGCUAAGGAUGCAGUCAAGGAUGUCAAAAAUGCUCUCCAAGAGGCAUUUAACAAGCAACGAAAGAAGGCAGAAGAAGCUCUCGCUGAAAUGGAAGCUCGUGAUCGAACAGAACGCAUCAAGCGCCGCGCCGAUAUUGCACGCGAAAAAGAGGCUCAAAAGGAAUCCGAUGGAAGCCCAGUUUCAAAUAUUCCCUCCCGACUUACUUCCGGGAAUGGUCAUGAGUCCUCUAAGACACCACCACCAAAUGGAAGCUCGUCUCCACCAUCUGGACGCUCAUCGGAUCCAAUCACUCAAACGAUUUCGAUGGCUUCUCAGAUAAGCCAAGUCUCUGCACAAAUCGUCCAAGUAAAUUCAUCACUGAUUCGUCUGGAAUCAGAACAGAAUCAAGCAACUCAGCGUGAAUACGCACGGGACAACGACCUACGCCAAGUGCUCCAACUUUGCAAGCAAAACUCAGACAGACUCAGCAAUCUUGAGACUCAGAUGUCCGAUCUAUUCCGUGAAAUUCAACGACAAAGGAACUUGUUCAAAUAA
Oikopleura dioica is the source of this 3909-nucleotide messenger RNA. The record is from the annotation of a GenBank genome assembly. Lineage: Eukaryota; Metazoa; Chordata; Appendicularia; Copelata; Oikopleuridae.